Messenger RNA from Stomoxys calcitrans (stable fly), 3465 nucleotides. RefSeq lists its product as uncharacterized. Lineage: Eukaryota; Metazoa; Arthropoda; Insecta; Diptera; Muscidae. Bases 1 to 3465 code for a protein of 1154 amino acids. The record is from RefSeq and is a predicted model, not a curated record. The transcript is spliced from 7 exons.
AUGUCGUAUUUCCUCAAUCUGAACGGUAAUCGAAAUACUGGUAGUCUAAAUACUGGUAGUCUAAAUACUGGUAGUCUACAUACCGGUAGUCUAAAUACUGGUUGUCUAAAUACUGGUAGUCUAAAUACUGGAAGUCUAAAUACUGGUAGUCUAAAUACUGGUAGUCUAAAUACUGGUAGUCUAAAUACUGGUAGUCUAAAUACUGAUAGUGUAAAUACUAGUAGUCUAAAUACUGGUAGUGUAAAUACUGGUAGUCUAAAUACUGGUAGUCUAAUUACUUGUACCCUUAACACUAGUGAUCUAAAUACUGGUAGUGCUAAUACUGGUAGUCUAAAUACUGGUAGUCUAACUGUUGGUAGUCUAAUUACUGGUAGACUUAAUACUAGUAGUCUAGAUACUGAUAGUCUAGGUACUGGUAGACCAAAUACUGGUAGUAUAAAUACUUGUAGUCCAAAUACUGGUAGUCUAAAUACUGGUAGUCUAAAUACUGGUAGUCUAAUUACUUGUACCCUUAACACUAGUGAUCUAAAUACUGGUAGUGCUAAUACUGGUAGUCUAAAUACUGGUAGUCUAACUGUUGGUAGUCUAAUUACUGGUAGACUUAAUACUAGUAGUCUAGAUACUGAUAGUCUAGGUACUGGUAGACCAAAUACUGGUAGUGUAAAUACUUGUAGUCCAAAUACUGGUAGUCUAAAUACUGGUAGUCUAAAUUCUAAUAGUCCUAAUACUGGUAGUCCAAAUACUGGUAGUCUAAAUACUGGUAGUCUAAAUUCUAAUAGUCCUAAUACUGGUAGUCCAAAUACUGGUAGUCUAAAUGCUGGUAAUCUUAGUACUGGCAGUCCUAAUACUGGUAGUCUUAAUUCUGGUAGUCUAAAUACUGAUAGUGAAAAUACUAGUAGUCUAAAUACUGGUAGUCUAAAUACUGGUAGUCUAAAUACUGGUAGUCUAAAUACUGGUAGUCUAAAUACUGGUAGUCUAAAUACUGAUAGUGUAAAUACUAGUAGUCUAAAUACUGGUAGUGUAAAUACUGGUAGUCUAAUUACUUGUACCCUUAACACUAGUGAUCUAAAUACUGGUAGUGCUAAUACUGGUAGUCUAAAUACUGGUAGUCUAACUGUUGGUAGUCUAAUUACUGGUAGACUUAAUACUAGUAGUCUAGAUACUGAUAGUCUAGGUACUGGUAGACCAAAUACUGGUAGUGUAAAUACUUGUAGUCCAAAUACUGGUAGUCUAAAUACUGGUAGUCUAAAUACUGGUAGUCUAAAUACUGGUAGUCUAAUUACUUGUACCCUUAACACUAGUGAUCUAAAUACUGGUAGUGCUAAUACUGGUAGUCUAAAUACUGGUAGUCUAACUGUUGGUAGUCUAAUUACUGGUAGACUUAAUACUAGUAGUCUAGAUACUGAUAGUCUAGGUACUGGUAGACCAAAUACUGGUAGUGUAAAUACUUGUAGUCCAAAUACUGGUAGUCUAAAUACUGGUAGUCUAAAUUCUAAUAGUCCUAAUACUGGUAGUCCAAAUACUGGUAGUCUAAAUACUGGUAGUCUAAAUUCUAAUAGUCCUAAUACUGAUAGUCCAAAUACUGGUAGUCUAAAUGCUGGUAAUCUUAGUACUGGCAGUCCUAAUACUGGUAGUCUUAAUUCUGGUAGUCUAAAUACUGAUAGUGAAAAUACUAGUAGUCUAAAUACUGGUAGUCUAAAUACUGAUUGUCUAAAUACUGGUGGUCUAAAUACUGCAACUUCUGUGACAGCCUCCAAUGGGGCUAGAACGAUUGAACUGCCACAGACAAACUGGGGUACAUGUGCACCAGUAUUCUUCAUUAAAGAACUAAGCCAAAGAAAACCCAGCAAAUUCGGUGUUUUAGAAUCUCUAAAUAAUGGUAGUCAAAAUACUGGUAGUCAAAAUGCUGGUAGUCUAAAUACUGGUAGUCAAAAUACUGGUCGUCAAAAUACUGGUUGUGUAAAUACUGGUAGUCUACAUGCUGGUAGUCCAAAUACUGGUAGUCUAAGUACUGGUUGUCUAAGUACUGGUUGUCCAAAUACUGGUAAUUUAAAUACUUGUUUUCUAAAUACUGGUUGUCUAAAUACUGGUUGUGUAAACACUUGUAGUCUAAAUACUGGUAUUCUAAAUACUGGUAGUCUACAUGCUGGUUGUCUAAAUACUGGUUGUGCAAACACUGGCAGUCUAAAUACUGGUAGUUUACAUUCUGGUAGUCCAAACACUGGCAUUCUAAAUACUAGUAGUUUAAAUACUGGUAAUUUAAAUACUGGUAGUUUAAAUACUGGUAGUCUAAAUACUGGUAGUCUAAAUACUGUAUUAUUUAGUAAUCCAAAUACUGGCAUUCUAAAUACUGGUAUUCGAAAUAAUGGUAGUCUAAAUACUGGUAGUCUAAAUACUGAUAGUCUAAAAACUGGUAGUCUAAAUACUGAAAGUCUAAACACUGCUACUAUAAAUACUGCUACUCUAAAUACUGGUAGUCUAAAAACUGGUAUUCUAAAUACUGGUGGUCUAAAUACCUAUAGUCUAAAUACUGAUAGUGCAAAUACUGGUAGUCUAAAUACUGGUAGUCUAAAUACUGGUAGUCUUAAUACUGGAAGUCUAAAUACUGGUAUUCUAAAUACUGGUAGUCUAAAUACUGGUAGUCUAAAUACUGGUAGUCUUAAUACUUGUUUUCUAAAUACUGGUUGUCCACCUACUGGUUAUCUAAAUACUGGUUGUCCAAAUACUAAUAGUUUACAUGCUGGUAGUCCAGAUAGUUGUAGUGUAAAUACUGUCCAAAUACCAGUAUUAAUUAGCAACCCAAAUACUGGCAUUCUAAAUACUGGUAUUCGAAAUAAUGGUAGUCUAAAUACUGGUAGUUUAAAUAUUAAAAUUCUAAACACUGAUAGUCUAAAAGCUGGUAGUCUAAAUACUGAAAGUCAAAAUACUGGUAGUCAAAAUACUGGUAGUCAAAAUACUGGUAGUCUAAAUAAUGGUAGUCUACAUGCUGGUAGUCCAAAUACUGGUAGUCAAAGUACUGGUUGUCUAAAUACUGGUUGUCCAAAUACUGGUAGUCUAAAUACUGGUAGUUUACAUGCUGGUAGUCCAAACACCGGCAAUCUAAAUACUAGUAGUUUAAAUAGUGGUAGUUUAAAUACUGAUAGUAUAAAUACUGGUAGUCUAAAUACUGGUAUUCUAAAUACUUGUAGUCCAAAUAUUGGUAGUGUUAAUACUUGUUUUCUAAAUACUGGUUGUCCGCCUACUGGUUGUCUAAAUACUGUUUGUCUAAAUACUGGUUGUCUAUAUACCGGUUGUCCAAAUACUGGUUGUUUACAUGCUGGUAGUCCUGAUAGUGGUGGUCUAAAUACUGAUAGUUUCAAUAUUAAAAGUCUAAAUACUGGUAGUCUAAAUACUGGCUGUCCAAAUACUGGUAGUCUAAAUACUCGUAUUCGAAAUAUUGAUAGUCCAAAUACCAGUAUUAUUUAG